AUGAAGCCAAUCCCAUCAGGCAAAGAACCACGCCUUUCUAGCCCUCUCGGCGGGCCCCAUCGGCUCUUCGACGACUCGUUCAUUAUUGAAUUCUUACAGCCAGCCGUAGAGCUCGAUGCGACGGUCCUGAUGCGGGCAACAUAUGUCGGAGACCAUCCCUCCAUGCAGCUGGGGAAAAAGCACCCUCAGGUUCCACCGAUGCAUCUUCACUUCAUGCAGUCCGAAUCCUUCAUCGUCGAAACCGGAGCUAUCGGCACGACAACCACAUACAGCCUCAUCGACACAAUCCACACGAGUAGCGCAAAUUAUCCACAGAACAAGGUCCCGGCGAGGCUGUCACCACCCCUUCCUGUCCGUAGUGACCAGGGCGUUACGGAAAUCACCCCGUGGACGCCACAUCAAUUCUGGCCAGUAUCGCCAAGCCACCCAUUUUGGUUGACUGCGGAGGGCAAAUCUCAGGAAGCCUCGUCCCCUCAGGGUCGGCGCACUGAUACCAACCUCCUCAUCUGGGGACACCCUCGAACCCAUGACAAUCCGCCAGUGGGCGGUCUCAGCACCGCCUUUCCGCCAGAUCUAGACGCGGCGUGGUUCGUGGCACUCUUGUCGCUCGUUGACGCCGUGCAUGGGCAGCGCUUGACGAUGAGUCCUGGACUCGGGGCUGUGCUGAUGGCAUUACAGACUGCGAGUGGUGCGUCGCUGAUUAUAGCGCCAAAGGCAUGGUGGCUUGGCCCAUUGAGGUGGGCGAUCCCUUGGUCGGCGCAGGUGGUUUUUGAGCGCGCGCGAAAAUUGUUCCGAGGGAAAAGUGUGGUGCAGCUUGUGGAGGAGGUUAUCGAGCGGGAGGUUGUGAGGCGGAAGUGA
Aspergillus calidoustus is the source of this 858-nucleotide messenger RNA. The record is from the annotation of a GenBank genome assembly. NCBI's taxonomy places the organism in Eukaryota, Fungi, Ascomycota, Eurotiomycetes, Eurotiales, Aspergillaceae.